Molecule: messenger RNA, 5418 nt
Organism: Lutzomyia longipalpis
Lineage: Eukaryota; Metazoa; Arthropoda; Insecta; Diptera; Psychodidae
Gene: Oatp74D
Product: solute carrier organic anion transporter family member 74D
Exons: 8
Coding region: 1200-3737 (845 amino acids)
Biological process (GO): transmembrane transport; sodium-independent organic anion transport
Cellular component (GO): membrane
Molecular function (GO): protein binding
Source: RefSeq, a predicted model, not a curated record
CUAUUUAACUUUUGUGGCGAUAAGGUGGAAUUUCCCCCCUUUUUCUUCCAACACGACACACUCAUAUAUAGACACAAAAAUACCACUAACUGUGUCCCGUGUGUCCAUUUGGAAGAAGAAGAAAAAAUAUAUAUACUGUGCUAUAUAUAUAAUAAUAAAAUAUAUGUGGGCAUAUAUAGUAGUGUGGUGUCUGUGAUGUUCGAUUGCCAUACAUACUAUGGUUUUUCGGUGUUUUGAGCGAUGCUCUUGUGCGUUUUGCUCCAUGUCAUCGUUGUCAGUCAUUGAGAGAGUGUCACAGAAGUCACACGCAAAGUGAUCUUUCCUAUUAUAUAUAUACAUACAUAUAUAGUAAUAUAUAUAUAAUUCUUUGAGAUAUUUGAGGAGGGAGGCAAUCAUACUCCAAGACUCCCCAUAGAAGGUGCCAAAACUACUGGACAAAUAAAUAUAAUUCAGUGUCUGGUGGAAAGUCAACGGAUAGAGACACAAAAAAGUGGCAGUGCAUCUUACGACGGUAUCUGAAGAAUUUUAUUUGAUCCCAACAAUAGGUGCAUUUGUGUGCUCAAAGAGUUCAUCUUUCAGUAUAAAUUCUUUUUUUCUUUUUCUUCAUUUUUUCUUUUGUGUGUUUUAUUCGUAGAAGAAAGAAUUCCCACAAAACCAGAUACAUAUACUGAAACGAAUGAAUUGAAAAAAAACUCUAUUCCCUCCUCCAUAGAAUAUUAUUCCAUUGGAGUUGACUCCGUCAAAACAUCACAGAAAAAUCCACAUUAUUCCCGUGGUUGGUAGUAAAAUUAGAAAUUGUUGUUUUCAAUGAGACAGAUCACACACAGUUGAAAAAGCAGUGGAGUGUUGUAGGUUAUUUAAUUUUUCCGCCGCUGAGCAGGGGAGGGAUAGAGCCGCAGUGGUGUGUGCAUGAGAAGCCACAAACAAGAAAAUCAAAAGUAAAAGUGAUUCUUCAAAUAGGCCCCCACAACACAACGUGAAACAAUAUAAUUUAGUAGUGUAAUUAUGUCAUGCACUCGACCAGUUAAUGAAAAUAACACUAUCGAUCUGUGAGCAUCUGAAGAAAGACAACAUCGGGAGUGUGCAAAGCCAAGAAACGUGACAUCUUGCCGAUUUCCUGUUUGCUUUUAAGAAGCUAACUUACUGGAGUUCCAGAAGAAUCCGUAAUAUAUCAGCAGUGAGAACUCCUCUACGGAGGAAUGAGUCCUGAGGACGAUAUUCGUACGGAGACGCGUGUGCCAUCGAUAGACGGGAUGUCGAGUGGACGGGGCUGGCAACCUAUUCCACAAACCGAUGACGGCAUCACACAUUCAGAGGAAAAAGUCAAUGGUGGCUUGGCAGCCUCACCGAAUACAUCUCCCCUCAAGAAUGGUCGCAAUGGCAUCACAAAAAAUGCAAACGGUUGUCACACGUGGAGCCCACUCUUACCCACAGACGACCGAUUGGCCAACAACAAUGACUGGUCAAAAGGUCCACCACAUCUUGCCGCCAACAGUCACCAACCCAUACCCAAUAGGGAUGCAAGAAAUGGUGGGUGGCGAGAGUUACCGCAGAGUGAGGAGCAAUCAAAUGGGAAGCACAGCGGCCAGGGCAACAACAACGGAUCCUUGCUGAUCAAUGGCAAGACGGUGUAUACACAACCCAAGAAUGGGCAUACGGACAAAGUAUCAGCCGAAGCUGAUCCCCUCACGGGACGUAGGCCUACACCGGAGGAUGACUCAAGCUGCGGCAUUGGAUCCUGUAAGCCCAAAUGGGCACGUAGUUUCGCCACAACACACGUCUUUAUGGUUGUGUUCUUGCUGGCGUGGAUAUUGCAGGGAAUGUACUACACAUACUUUGUUAGUGUGAUAACGACAAUAGAAAAGCUGUUCCAGAUCAAAUCCAAGACGACGGGAAUGCUGAUGAGUGCCACAGAAGUAGGUCAAAUCAGUACCGCCCUUUUUCUCACAUACUACGCAGGACGAGGUCAUCGACCCAGGUGGAUCGCUUGUGGAAUGGUGCUUUUUGCAAUUGCUUCCUUUGGUUGCACCCUGCCGCAUUUUAUCUAUGGCGACCAACUUUUGCACGCCAGCAAUGUCUUCAAUGGCGGCAGUGGAAGUUCCAAGGUAUUGGAUACAUCCUCUCAGGGUGUUUCGCUAGUCACAAGCUCCGCAACAAGUCCCCUACUUUCGGAAUCAAAUCUCAAUCUAUGCCUCGCUAAUGAAUUCAACUCAAGUAUGGGAUUCGAUGGUGAUUGCCAAGAUGAUAUAUUGAUAGAACAAGAGAAUCACUCACAACUCACAACUAUAGUUCUGGUUAUCUUCUUCGUGAGUCUACUUGGUGUAGGUGUGGGACAGACAGCCGUAUCAACUCUAGGAAUUCCCUAUAUUGAUGAUAACGUUGCAAGCCGCGAAUCCCCCAUCUACAUUGCCAUCACAAUUGGCGUACGGAUAUUGGGUCCUGCAGCGGGCUUUAUUCUAGGUUCAUUCUGCACGCGUGUGUACGUGAAUAUAUCAGUUGAUCCGGGAAUUGGACCGUCGGACCCUAAGUGGGUGGGCGCCUGGUGGUUGGGUUUGGUCUUGGUUUCAUCCCUGAUGGCUCUAACAUCCCUGGCAAUGUUCUCCUUCCCGAAGCACUUACGUGGCAAUCGUAUACCACCGCCUGAGAAAAUGCGUGCAAUUGAGGCACAAAAGAAGAUGGAGAAGCAAGAGGAAGAGUACAAAACACCCCAACUAAAGGACUUUCCAAAGACAAUUAAACGACAACUACGUAAUGAUAUUCUAAUGUUUAGGACAGCAUCAUCAGUGCUGCAUCUCCUACCCGUAGCCGGCCUGUACACCUUCCUGCCCAAGUACAUGGAAUCUCAGUUUCGACUCACAGCGCACGAUGCAAAUCUAAUCUCGGGCGUGGGUGGUAUUCUAGUUAUGGGUGUGGGUAUUGUCAUUAGUGGGGUGGUGAUACUCAAAUUCAGCCCCACGGCACGAUCGGUAGCUGCAUGGAUUGCUUUUACGGCAAUGGUGUACGCAUGCGGAAUGGCCAUUCUUAUGUUUGUUGGAUGCCCCAUGGAUGAUUUGGUGGGUUUCCGACCGGAAAAUCGGGCACCACAGGCAAAGUUUGAGCCCACGUGCAACCUCACGUGCCAGUGCGAUUUGGAUCGUUUCUCACCCAUUUGUGGCUCCGAUGGGCUCACCUAUUUCUCCUCUUGCCAUGCCGGUUGCAAUAGUAGUGUGACAGAGAAUGGUCGAAUGACCUUCACAGGAUGCCAAUGCAUCCCACCUAAUCUCGAAUAUCCGCAUCUACCAGAUGCUGUUAGUGGAUACUGCGAUGGGAACUGCAAGAAUUUUUGGCUCUUCAUCUCGCUUUUCUCGUUCUUCGUCUUCAUGCAUAGUACAUCCGAAGUUGGCAGUAUGCUUCUCAUAAUGCGAUGCACGGAUCCCAAAGACAAAGCCAUGGCAAUGGGUAUCAUACAAUUUGCCAUUGGUCUUUUUGGAAAUGUUCCUUGUCCUAUUAUCUACGGAGCUGUCGUAGAUUCAGCCUGCCUGGUUUGGGAGACAGUAUGUGGAAAACCAGGAGCAUGUUCACUCUACAAUAUUCAAACUUUCCGUCAUCUCUUCCUUGGAGCUACUGCCGGAAUAAUGGCCCUUGCCUUCCUCAUGGACUUGGUCGUGUGGAAGAAAGCACAUCGAAUCGACAUCGACCCUGGGUCCAACUCAGAGACUGACCAAGAAAAAUCAACAGUGCCUGAAUCACGUGUUUAAAAAGUUAUUAAUGUUAAAAAAAAUUUAUACAUAUAACUUCGAUAGCUACUGAUUAUAUUUGUACAUAUUCACAUCCAAUUCUACAAAAAGAAAAUGAAAAUUGGAUGAUUGUGUAUGGAACAGCAUCGAAUAAUCGAUGGUGUGUCAUUUUUUUUAAGUUGUUACUUUAUCAAAAGAGAUCCUAAAAAAUGAAAAAUAAGUUUUAGUGCAAGGCGAUAAUAUGCAUAGAGUAUGUGUAGGUAUGUGAAAAUGAAAAAUUGUGAAUGAUAAUGUUAAUUAGUGAUAAAAUGGCGGUGAUUAUCUUGAUAAACACAGGCUAUAAUAUUUCUCUUGCUUUUUUUAUUUAGUUUUACUUUAGAUGAAGUAAAUAAUGUGUUAUUAAUAUUAAUUAAUUGUUUUAUAUAUAAUGUAUUUUUUAUAUAGAGUGUGAACAAAAUGAAAAUCUCAGUUAAUUCUUUUUUUUACAUAAUAAAUUGUAUAUAGUUUAUAUUAUCUCAAGAAAUUAUGCAAUAUCUUUCUCUUCCAACAUGAUCAAGAAUCUUUUCAUAUCGGCAAUUUUUUAUUUUAUUCUCUGUGCUAGUCUCAGUGUAUCCAUUUUUUUGUAUCUUAUUUAGUUUCUCACAACAAAGGGGCAAUGUGUAAUUUCGUGUUUUUUUUCUUCCUCAAAUAUCAAUGAGAAUUAUUAGUUAAUUCAGUUUUAAUCACACGUUCAAGUAUGCACUUGAUUAUCUUUUUUUUUAUAAAAUAUCUCCCAAACUCUAUCGGCCAAGCAAAUGAGAAGAAAAAAAUAUUGUGCCAUAGUAAUUGAGUAUUUUUUUUCGGUUGAAGCAUUAAUUAAAAUGGAAAUUAUUUGUUGCAGGAUAUAAAACAUUUAAAAAAAAAUAAUGCGAUCAUACUUUCAGCUAGUGAUGAUUUAUAAUUAUAAUUUUUUAGUCAAUGUUUUAAGAGAAUUUAUAGUGAAAAUGAUAAUGAUUAGCGAAUACGUAUACACUAUGCUUACAUUUUCCGUCUUUUAUAGAGAGUAAAAUGUAAUCUUUUUUUAUAUUAAUAAUGUGAGAAAAAAAAGAUUUUUUUCUACAAUAAAAAAUAUAUAAUUUGUAUUUUAUUUUCUACUAAAAUUAUAGGAAAAAAAUACAUCCUAAUUGUCCUCCAAACAAUUCAACCACAAUCCAAAAAACUGCCGAUCUGUUUUGUAAAAAAAAAGAAACUUUACAUAUUUACGUAUUUCAUGAAAGAAAGAAAAAACAAUGCAGAAAUGAUUCUUUUGCAUUGCAAUUAAUCUAAUAUGGAUUAAUUACGUUUAGAGAAGGCAACAAUAAAUAGAGAAUUUAUAAUUUGAUAAAUGCCAGUAACAAACAUGUUAAAUAAAAUAAAUAUUUUCUUUUUUAAAUGAUAUUUCUUUUAGAAUAAAAUAUAUCUAUUUCAAAUAUUUUGAAACGAUUUUUAUACCUCAUAGUGUUUUUUUUUAUAUUACAUAUAUACAAACUAAUGUUAGUGUACCUAAUAUAAUGGCCCUGACAAAUGAAUAAAUAAAAAAUCACAAAAAUAUAUUAUUUUUCUGAUAUAGGAACAGGAUUAUCAAAAAUUUAUUUUCUUCACAACUUUUUUUACGAUAAAUAUUGUGGACGUAAAAUUGUGCAUGAUGGAAAAAGAUGAUGAAAAUAAAAAGAAUGUUUCUAUA